Messenger RNA from Stereum hirsutum FP-91666 SS1, 3741 nucleotides. RefSeq lists its product as uncharacterized. NCBI's taxonomy places the organism in Eukaryota, Fungi, Basidiomycota, Agaricomycetes, Russulales, Stereaceae. The record is from RefSeq and is a predicted model, not a curated record. Bases 140 to 3355 code for a protein of 1071 amino acids. Gene Ontology annotation, molecular function: SNARE binding. Gene Ontology annotation, cellular component: endosome; lytic vacuole. Gene Ontology annotation, biological process: SNARE complex assembly. The transcript is spliced from 10 exons.
CACAGAUUAAUCUAUGAACUUCUGCUUGUCACUCAUUUAAACACUUCAUACCUUGCUGGCAUACCUUUCCUGAAAUCUCAGGCGAGCCGAGGUCAAGACUUCAUCUGAAAUAGAAACUCCGAGUCGAUUGGAGACACCCAUGUCGAGCUCAAAUCUGGGCUCUAUGUCAGAUGCGGACGAGUUGGAGCAUAGUUACGAGGAGCUAUCAGGUUCCCAAGUUGUAACACGACAACACCUCCUGCGACACAUUAGCUGCAUACAAAUCAAGAAUUUGACUCCUUUUCCUGCUCGAGAUGACCUCACGACAGCCCUCUCACAACCCGCCGAACAAUCACAGUUCACCGCCUUCGGUAAGCUCUCUGACGACCUGGAUGUCGCACUCUUCAAGCAGCGAUCGAGGAGGAUAUCUACGAACUCUAUAGGGACAAUAGUGGACAAUUUUGGUGUACCGAAGGAGCGAAGGGGCUCUAGUAGCUCAACACUGGACUAUAGGGGGCGGAAACGAACAAUGUCAUCGGGAAUGCUGGGAGGGAAUACGCUUGCACGGAGCCCUAGUCUCGAGAAACCUCAUUCUCACCCAUAUCCAGUAUCCAGCUCAGGACCUACUAUUAGGCCUAAUCGGCAACGUACGACGUCGAUGGCCUCCCUUGCUAGCAGUCACUAUCCCUUUCCUUUCGGCACAUCAACGACUUCUAGCGCACUAUGGCCGGACACGUCCCAGACAGCUUUAGAGAAGGUCUUGCAGGACCGUCUGGCCGAGACAUUCGUAACUUUGAGUGCAUUACCGGAUGACCCGCCAUCGCCGGAGAUGCGCCGUCGAAGGCAUGCCAAGAUACCAGGCUCGCCUCGUAGCUCUUCACCAGACUCAGGAGCAUCGAGUCCUUUGCGUAGUGUAUCACCCUCGCUGGAUGGCUCUUCACAGAGACGAUACAAACAGCAAGCUCCAUCUCUUAUCAACCCGUCUUCACCAGUAACACCCUCGUCAAAACCGCGUCGGAAGACGGAGUCCAAUGUCGCUCGCUCAAAUGGUACCGCUACUUUCCCGUCAUUCCAUUCAACGGAACCCCAAACACCCUACAGACGCCAAUUCGGACCUCCACCCACUUCGCAGCACUCAAUACCCACACCACCGAAUUACAUCUCCGACAUUCACCAUCCGAGUACAAACCCUUCAUUUCCUCUUGAUCCGCGCUCGGGAUACGACGUCGCUAAAUGGACGAAUUUGGCUGCGAGGAAGGUCUCGAUCCAGGUAUGGGGAAAGGUCCCGGAUGGGAUGCAAAGCGGGGGUAAGGGUAAAGGCAAGUGGAAGGCUCCAAUGGAGACGGUGAAGGGAAGUAUUGGGCAAUGGAAGGUCUUGGAGGAAUGGAAUGUGAAUCUGGAUGAAUUGGUGCCUCUGUCGGAUGAGCUUGCCAGUCAGCCGUCACAACUCCCCUCGAACACGCUUGUCCUCACUCUUUCACCUCCUGGCCAAGCUUAUUACCUGCCGCCACUAUCUCGCACGUCAAACCGUUCUGCCUCUCCUGGAGUUGAAUCACAUGAGGACCCAGAAGUUCGAAGUGCAGGAGACUUAAUCGUCUCGAAAGCAUCAUCUGAAAACCAUCCUGACCAUGUCACAUCGCCUACACGGUCACACUCACCUGAACGAAUACACCGCUCAAAGAAGGGAAUAAGAACGAGUGUUGGAUGGCCAGAUCUUGUGAAACUGGCGACGAUGCAGUCCGUGAUUCUAGAUACACAGCGGUCCCUAGCCAAGAUUGUCCGUGAGAUCGACAAAUUACUUCUCGGAGAUGGCAUCCUUCCACUUGUUCGCGAGAUAUCAGAGCGCGAGAUGCGGGUGCAGGAUUGGAAGACAGAUACCGAGACAGUGCAUACUGAGUGCAUCAGUAUGUCAGAACGAAUACGCGCUCGGCGCGAAGCUAUCCAGGCUCGGAGAGACGCACUUGCUCGUGCACGAGAUCUUCACCUGCAAGACCUGCAAAUGGAACACCUGGACGAAGGGGAAUUGUCUCAAGAACGAAACCGCCUCGAUACUCUCCACAAAACCCUCAAUCCCGUCCGCAUAUCCCUCAUCGCUACCCUCUCCUUCAUCUUCCCCAUCGACCUCCUUUCCGGCCCCGAUCUUCUCUACACGAUCCUCUCAGUUCCGCUCCCGAUACCACUCGGCACGAACGACCCCGCACCGCCACUUUCUCUGCCCUCGCAUAAAGAGGUGAAUGAGGACGUGGUGGCGACGGCGCUGGGGUAUGCAGCGUUUGUGGUGCAUCUGGUGGCGCUGUAUCUUGGACGGGCUUUGGUAUAUCCGGUCACGUUUAUUGGGAGUAGGAGUCUGGUGAGGGAUGGGAUCUCGGCGAUGGUAGGACCGAGGAUGUUUCCCCUGUUCUCGAAAGGAGUGGAUACAUAUCGGUUUGAGUACGGAGUGUUUCUUCUCAACAAGAACAUCGAGUUGCUGAUGUCAGAUCGGAACUUACGGGCCCUAGAUAUGCGCCACACACUACCGAACCUGAAGAACCUUCUCCUAACGCUAACGGACGGAGAAGGUGCACCACGAAUGGCGCGAAGACCCAUGGACUCACCCGUCUCAUCCCUCCUCGGACUCGACUUCCCCUCAAGACCAUCCACACCACUCCCUCCGCAACCUGCAUCCUCGAUACAAGCCACACCCUCGACAGAAACCAUCCACGAAUCUUCAGAACCUCCAGCCCACGAAGCCACCACACCCACCACACCUACACCCAUCUUCUCCACUCUCGCUUCAUUCACCUCAACCUCAACCUCUAUCUCGUCCACUACCUCCACCUCCACCUCCACCCUCACAGACGCGACCGAAUCCAACCCAGAGGCCGAGCGUAGUGGUGACGGAACACCAACUUCGAAAUCAAACACGGACGCGCAUUAUUAUAAUACGCUCUCGCUCUCGAAGAUGUCGAAACCGUUCUUCGGCGGGCUUUCGGGGUUCUUGAGGUCAAGGUAUCCGUCGCAGGUGCAGGUUCAGACGACUGCUACUGCCACUGCCACUUCGACAGCCGAAACGAACACUAACACUGAUGCGGGCAAGGAAGGAGGAAGUCCUGUGGCGGGUGUGGGGGAUGGGAAUGGGUCUCGGGCGGAUGGGAUAGCGGAGGGUGAUGGAGAUGUGGAUGCAGACGACGAUGAGGAUGGGGAGGAGGAAGAGUCGGAUAGCAGGACGUUGAGGGAUGUGGCUGUCAAUGGUGCUGGUGACGAGAGAAGCGACACCGGUGGUGACGGUACGGAGACUUCGUCGGUGGAAGCUAUCGGUAAGGAGCUGGAGAAAGUUCCCGAUGGGCAUGGUGGAGAGGUUGUUGGAGGCGGUGGGGUGGCCGCGCCGAUUCAGUGAGACUUGUUGUGGGUGGAUUGUGAUUGUGAAAGCGGAAUAUUUGCUUGAUACUCGUACACUACUCUAUGUUUUCCUCUCGGGUUGGAGGAUGAGGACCGUUUGUCUUUUGUUUUCAUUUAUGCAACCGCGGUGUGCGCUAGCUACGUAUUAUUUGAUUUUUAGACCGUGCUGGGUAACUUAUCGUGGAUUUUCUUUGCUCUCUCAUGCUCGAGAGCGCAAAGGAUGGGGAGGGCCUUCAGGAAUAUGAGGGAGGGUGCCCAGAAAUAUUCUAUAGGGUGCAUGGAAACAGAUUCGAUGGAUGCUAGGUUGUUCAAAGUCGUAGACGACGACGUCCCCGUUACAUACUGGCUUUGGCCUGAAUUCAAUUCGACGGACGGUAUCUUUUG